AUGAAGAGUGUCAUUGAUGCCGACUCUUUGAAGCGAGAUUUGGAAGCCAAGCUACAGAGGCUUGUUCAGGAGGAGAGGGUAGCACAACAUCGUGCAAAUGUGGACCAUCAGCCGGUUGGGCUGUGUCCGCUUCAAGUGGGAGAGGUGCUUCACGAGGACCUGCCCACCGUCUUGCCGAAGUGGAUGCACGAAGGCCUUGGCCCAUGCAUGGCGGCCAUGGCAACGCCAUCUUUGGACAAGAAUAACUUUUCCAUUGGAACGCAAGGACAUCCCAACAGAUGCAAGCCUGCGUGUCGCUUUCAUCGGCGGAGGGGUGGCUGUCGUGAAGGCAACUCGUGCAAAUUCUGCCAUGAGUGCGUCUUCAUGGAACCAGACCCGAACUACUUGGCGCCCCUGCAGAGCUUGGGCCCAGCAUCUUCAGCGGUCAAUGCUCCAGUGCCACCCGGCGCCAUGCGGAGACCGAGCUCAGAGGGCGAAUACCCUUCCGUAGGCUCCAUCGGACAUCCCGUGUCCUGUAAGCCACCCUGCAAGUACAACUCAAAGCCGAAGGGCUGCAAGGAUGGGCUCCUCUGCGACCACUGCCACCUCUGCCGCUGGAAGCGUCAUGGCGGAGCUGGUGGAGCUGGUGCUGGUGGAGCUGGUAGAUCCAGCCCUGACAGGGAGGAGACUGUCUUUGUGUGA
This is a messenger RNA of Symbiodinium natans, 681 nucleotides long. Lineage: Eukaryota; Dinophyceae; Suessiales; Symbiodiniaceae. The record is from the annotation of a GenBank genome assembly.